Molecule: messenger RNA, 1975 nt
Organism: Meloidogyne enterolobii
Lineage: Eukaryota; Metazoa; Nematoda; Chromadorea; Rhabditida; Meloidogynidae
Source: the annotation of a GenBank genome assembly
UGUUUUCCUCUCCCAUAUAUUUUUUGCAGCCUUUUCGCCAUUUUUCUCUUAACGCAAAAUAGAGAUAUCAAUUUAACUUUAGUUUUUGAAAUGUAACCGGUAUUUUUUUGAUUGAACUGCUUUUAAAGAUUUUUUGUUUUGAAUAAAUUUGUUUUCUUUUUUCUAUUUUUUGUCAAAAAAUAUUUUUUUAAUAUAUUAAAGUAUUUGAAAUUAUUUUUACUUUAAUUUUAUUUUAAAAGAAAAAAAUGCCAAAACAAGGAUUUGACUUAAAUUGUGAAAUUAGGGCUAGUUCAAUGGACGAUUUGACUUUAGAAAGAAGGAGUGGCAUAUCCUUUGACAAGAGUGAUAGGAGCAGGGAUUUCUACAGGAUUACAAAAUAUUCCCGUGGAUCUGUUGAAUUUUCUACAAAUUCGGCUACAUUAAACGAUGGAAAUCAACAGAUGCUUAAUACAAAACGUGUGAAUAAUAGACAAGCAAAUAAAGGUGAAAAAGAUCGAAAGCAAUUAUGUCCAAAAAAUUCUUUUGGAUUUGGAGCUGUGGAUAAAGGGAACGAUAAAACAAUUUCAUGCCAAAAUGCAUCUGGUGGAACAGUUGGUUGGCAAGCAUCCUUUCAAACAGUCAGAGAUCGUCUUUCCUAUAUGCUUUUAAAUGGAACUUUGGCAGAUGUUUUCUUUCUUUUUCGAAAUUUGGAUGGAACUUUACAGAGAGUUCCUGCACAUAAAUUUGUUUUGUCUAUCGGUUCUUCUGUUUUUGAAGCAAUGUUUCGGUUUGAUGAGACUACAAAUAAUUCUUUGGGUCGUUCCAAUACUUUUCAAGAGAUUGAACUUGUUGAUGUUGAAAAAGAGUCAUUCGAAGCUUUAUUGACUUAUCUUUAUACAGACAAUACACAAACAACAAUCAAUAAAGAUUCGGUUAUGUCUAUUUUAUAUACAGCUAAAAAGUAUGCCAUUCCUGGUCUCGAAAGUGCUUGUAUUUCCUUUUUGGAAACUUGUUUAACUUGCGAGAAUGCUUUUAUGUUAUUGGCGAAAGCACGUUUUUAUGACGAGGAGCGUCUAGCAAAGCAAUGUUUGGAAAUAAUUGAUGAAGAUGCCCAGGAAGCAUUAAAAGCUGAUGAAUUUGUAAAUAUUGACCAUGAAACUCUUUGUUUGGUUUUAAAAAGGAAUACUUUAAGAGUUAAAGAAUUGACUUUAUUUAAUGCUGUCAAACGUUGGGCUAUUGAAGCUUGUCGAGUCGAAGAUUUACAUCCAUCACCUGAAAAUCAAAGAAAAGUAUUGGGAAGUGCUCUUAAUUUAAUUAGAUUUCCGUUAAUGAAUCCUUCAGAUUUUGCUAAACAUGUUGCACCAACAAAACUUUUAACAUCAGAAGAAAUGGUUAAUAUUUUUGUAUUUUAUCAUUCUGAAAAUGGACAACAAUCUUCUUCCCUUCCAUAUUCUCUUUGCUAUAGAGGUCUAUAUACACCUGAAAUGUUUGUUAAUCGUUUUCAAAGAGUUGAAUCUUCUUGGGGAUAUACGGGGACGCCCGACAGAGUAAAAUUUAUGGUAGAUACUCCAAUACUUGUUUUGGGUUUUGGUUUGUAUGGCUCAAAUAGGGAUUCGUGUAAAUAUUCGGUUGUUAUAGAGAUUAUAAAUUUUACAAUUGGGAAAUUAAUUGCAACAAAUGAAUGUCAAUUUGUUUCUGAUGGAAGUGCUUCAACAUUUCGUGUAAUGUUUGAUGAACCUGUAGAAGUAUUGGCUAAUGUUACUUAUGUUGCCUCUGCUAAUUUAUCUGGACAUGAAUCACAUUAUGGAUCAAAAGGAUUAAGAAAAAUUAAAUUGGAAAGACCUGGACGUUCUGACAUUAAUUGGCAUUUUCAAUAUGCACCUGGAAGUAAUAAUGGAACAAGUGUAGAAGAUGGGCAGAUACCCCAAAUAAUAUUUUGUGCAAAACAUCCUUAUUAAGAAUUUUAGAAUAAGGAAGAAAACAUGUACAGACAUCC